AUGGUAAAGAAAGCUAACGAGAAAUGGCAAAUCUAUAUUGAUUUCAUAGGCCUUAACCGAGCCUGCCCCAAGAACAGUUUUCCUUUGCCGAGGAUAAACCACCUCGUUGACGCCACUGCAGGGUACGAGCUACUUAGCUUCAUGGAUGCCUUCUCCAGAUACAAUCAGAUAAAGAUGAACCCAUAUGAUAAAGAGAAAACCCCACUCAUCACUGAACAUGGCAUAUACUACUACCAUGUGAUGCCCUUCGGCCUCAAGAAUGUUGGGGCCACCAACGAGCGCCUUGUCAACAAGAUGUUCAAAGAGCAGAUGGGGAGGAACGUUGAAGCCUAUGUGGAUGACAUGGUAGUAAAGAGCCUGAAAGGCCGAGACCUACAUCUCAGACCUAGCCGAGACCUUCGACACCUUKCGGAAGUACAACAUGAAACUCAACCCCAACAAGUGUGCCUUUGGCGUUACAUCAAGCAAAUUCUAGGUUUCGUCGUCACUCAGAGAGGCAUUGAGGCUAAUCCUGAGAAGAUACAGGCCAUACUAGGUAUGGCACCCCCGCGGACGGUGAUGGAGACCCAAAAACUCAUCGGCCGAAUAGCAACCCUCAAUUGCUUUAUGUCAAAGUCAAUCGACCACUACCUACCCUUCUUCCGUGCCAUCAAGAAGUUGAAAGAGUUCUAG
Messenger RNA from Nelumbo nucifera (sacred lotus), 672 nucleotides. NCBI's taxonomy places the organism in Eukaryota, Viridiplantae, Streptophyta, Magnoliopsida, Proteales, Nelumbonaceae. The record is from RefSeq and is a predicted model, not a curated record.